AUGGAGAUCCUGAUGAGCAAUCUUCUGUUUGAGAAUGACUUCAACCACGUGGGUAUUGUGGACUGGGAGUGGAGCCGAGUCGUUCCGGUUCAGUUCAUGCUGGACUUUGUGCGGCUCAUUCAGGAGGACUACUGCAAGCAGGUCAGCUACCUGCGUGCUGCCAUCCAGGCACGCGAGAAAGCCUUGGGUCUGCCACCGCUCUUGUCAACCCAACGGGAACCUCUGGAAAAGUGGUGUCAUGGCAUCAUCGCCAUGGGACUCAAUUACCCCGAGCAUGCCUAUCUAGUGUACUGGGACCUAGUUUUCAGGAAAGAGGUGCCCCGGCUGCGCGGUGCUACCGAAGAAGAGCACGAUCAGCAGCACGAGAAGGAAGUUGUCCCACGCAUCAAAGCGUUCAUCGAGGCUUCCGAGGAGCGCCGGACCUUCUUGGAGAGGAAGAUACGAGAACAAUUGGAAUAUUUCGAGGCCGAGAAGGAGCACUACGGCUACAAGAAACCGCGUCCGAUUAUCGAUCGCGUCUGCUAG
Messenger RNA from Thermothielavioides terrestris NRRL 8126, 525 nucleotides. RefSeq lists its product as uncharacterized. Lineage: Eukaryota; Fungi; Ascomycota; Sordariomycetes; Sordariales; Chaetomiaceae. The record is from RefSeq and is a predicted model, not a curated record. The transcript is spliced from 3 exons. Bases 1 to 525 code for a protein of 174 amino acids.